Messenger RNA from Odontomachus brunneus, 5392 nucleotides. RefSeq names its product RING finger protein 17 (gene qin). Lineage: Eukaryota; Metazoa; Arthropoda; Insecta; Hymenoptera; Formicidae. The record is from RefSeq and is a predicted model, not a curated record. Gene Ontology annotation, molecular function: zinc ion binding. The transcript has 27 exons. Bases 174 to 5243 code for a protein of 1689 amino acids.
GCAAGUGGUGGCGGGUAGGCAAACUCGGAACGGCAGCUAUUGUCUCGCAUGACGCGUCACUGACGGUUUCGUCACUUGUGAUUGUUUUCCAUCCACUUGGAUACGGCGGAUCUCUGACGACGUGUGAAAAUCGCAAAGUCUACGACGCAUUCUUGCGUUGUGUCGAUAUCACGAUGCCGAAGCCAGCUUUCACGAGAGCAUUGAGAGUCAAUAACAAAUCAUCGUGCAUCAGCAUUCCCAAAGCGCAUCCGAAGCAUGUACAAUGCAGCUCUUGCAGUCGCAGAUUCUACGUACCAAUUACAGAUAAGAUGUUGGUUGGUAACAAUAUACCUUUGUUAUUACCUUGUGGACAUCCUAUAUGUAGUAAAUGUGUGCAAAAAAAUGCUAUAUUUUGUUCUUCAUGUAAUGAAUCUGUGGAGAACAGUGGCAUUGAGAAACUUCCAGUGAACUUGUACGUCUUGGGCCUGAUUCUUUCAUCAAACAAACGUGCAAUAGAAUUCGAUGAUCAAGAAUUUGCGUUUUGUGAUACACCAGUUCACCGAUUAUACCAGAUUCAAAACCAAGAAUUUUGUCAUGAAUGUGAAAGUCCUGCUUCUAUUAAGUGUAUACAAUGCCUAGCUCUCUUCUGUUCCAGUUGCUACUCUAAAAUUCAUAGAAGAGCAUUGCAGAAUCACACAAAGAUAUUAUUGGUUAAAGAAAAAAAUGACAUCUCCUGUACGAUUACGAACUAUUGUUCACCAACGUGCCUUGAAAUGUUAAGAUACUUUUGCAAUGACUGUGAUAUCACUGGCUGUUCAAACUGCAUGCUACACAAUCACAAAAUGCACAAUUAUAUUACAUUACAAGAAAAGAACGAGGACAUGAUGGCCGAAUUCGACGAGGUCAGCCACAAAAUCACCGACAAUCUGCAAAGAGUCAUCCAGACUAAACAGAAGCUUAAAUCGAUUUUAAUGUCGGCGAACGAGCCGGAAAAAUGCAAGGACGUCGAGACGAAAAUCACCAAGCACUUCGCGCGCCUGCACGGUGUCCUUCAAAAUAUGGAGGCGAAAUUACUGAACCAACUAUACCACCCAUGCAGCAGUCAGAAAAAUGAUUUAAAUCAGAUCAAUCUGCAGCUUCAAAAGCAGGAAGAGCAAUUGAGCAUGACGCUGAGGCUGGCUAGCUAUACGAAAGAGAACUUCAACAGAGUGGACAUGAGAAACGCAAUAAAGGUCCUCAGCGAGAUGGCAAAUGUCCCUUGCCACUUAAUUCGCAAUAAUUGCACUGAAGACAAGGCGAUAUUGUUUACCGACGAUGAAGGAAUGCUCAUCGAAUACUUAAAAAAUCAUUACGUACUUCAAAUACCAGAAAUGUCACGCUACAAACUCUUACGAACGGAAGAGUUGCCGGAGAACCACGAGAUCGAACCUUUAGUGGAGAAUCCUUCAAUCAUAAGUAUAUUAAAUCAGACUUUAUCAAAAACGAUCAAAUCGUUGAAUACAUCGGUCACAUCAAACGAAUCAACAGUUACAGCGGAAGUGGCCGAAAAGACGUCUAAAGACAAUAUUACCAGACAAGAGGUGGAGGUAGUACGUAUCACCAAUCCAUCAUUAUUCUACGUCCGCUAUCUCGACUUAAAGGCAGAAUACGCGCAAUUUGAGGAGGACUUGCGAGCGUACGCGGAAACCUUAGUGAAAAAUAAGAAAUCGCCGGUUAAAUUCUUCCAAAACAACAUGUGCAUCGUAAAGCAAGUGGAAAAUGACAAUUGGUACCGAGGACGUGUGUUGAAUGUGCAUAGCAAAUUGAACGAAUUGUUCACACAAGUAACAUACGAUAUAUUUUACAUUGACCAUGGUUACAAGGAAACCCGUGUAUCAGACUCGAGAGUACGAAGCAUCACCAAGGAGUAUCUAAAGUUACCACCGCAAGCGAUUCGAUGCUGUUUAUACGGCAUAAUGCCUAUAGAGAACCUAUGGACAAUGAAGAGUAUAAAUGAUUUCACGAAGUUGUUGCAGGAAACUUCGAUUUUCAUACACGUCAUAAAACAGGAUAUGAACACGCUAUACGUGGACAUUUGCACCGUCUCUUUAAAAAAUAAUAGCAUGGGACCACAAUCGAUAUGUAAUGCUAUGAUAUUUAUGGAACAUGCGUGUAAUGAUACUUUGACAGCUCCGAUGCAUUCAUUGAGCAGCACGAACGUAUAUACUAAGGAAGAAUUAAUAUUAAAUAAGAAAACAUUAGUUACCAUCAGCCACGUCAAGUCUCCAGCUGAAAUUUACGUUUUGAAGAGAGGACAAUGGGAAGAUAAUCUUUCGAAACUGCUGGAUAAUUUAAAAGUAUAUUACCAAGACAACGCUUCGAAACAUAUUAUCAGUAAACUUGAGAAAGGUUUAUCGUGUGUAGCACAAAACACGGACGGUUUUUGGCACCGCUGCGAAAUCGUUAAAAUAAUUUCGGAAGAUAGUGUCGAAGUUUUUUUCAUAGAUAAAGGAUACACUUUGAUUUUGAACUGCGAUGAGUUGCGGACGAUUCCGUACAAAUACGCUCUAUUUAAGGCACAGGCGAUAAAAAUAUCAUUGAGAUAUGUGAAUCCCGACGACCACGGAACGUGGAAGACAGAAUCUGUCAAUACGUUGUUGAAUAUCUUCAAUUGUGUCUCUUCAAGUGUCUCUGUGACCGCAAAACAGAAGACGAAAGAUGGAUACAGCUGUUUUGUAAAUCUUGAUGAAGAGGACGUCAGCCAACUAUUAAAAUCCAAAGGCGUCAUCGGUGCUAGGGAAUAUAACAAGCCGUCUAAGAGAAAAGUUGUUCGGCAUAAUAUUGAUAUAACAAAAUUGCUCGACAAUAAUCUGAAAGAAUCGUCGUCGGAAAAUUUUGAGUCUGAUACUAAAUCCGUCGAAGAAGAAAUGUCUGAUCCUUUCAAGACAGAGGUGUGCAUCAAACAUGUGGUCGCACCAGACUGCAUCUACGUUGCGCUAAAGGAUCACGAAAAGUUAAACGAGAAUCUAAUAGAGGCGAUGCAAAAGUUUUACAAUAACUAUUGCUCCGAGCCGCAAGACAAUUUCAGCAACAAUACGCUACACGCAGUGUACUCUGCCAAGGACAAAGCCUACUUCCGUGCGCUGAUCAAAGAGAUAAGAUCCCCGAUGGAGAUAUUGGUCUACUUUUGCGACAUAGGCAUUACUGAGACGGUGACGAUGAAGGAAAUACAAGUUUUGCAUCAACAGUUUGCAAAGGAACACGCAUAUUGCUUUAAAGUGAAGUUGGCUGGUAUUCUGCCGUGUGGCGGAUCGUCCGCGUGGCCGUCAUUAUCCAUUUCAAAAUUGAUUGAUAUUAUACGUGAAAAUUCACGCCGCAAAUUCUUCAUUACUAAAUUCGAUCAGCAAGACACUUGUGAGGACGCGAUACCCGUGGAACUUUGGGUAAAACAGAUAAAAGUACCAGGACCGUUGCUACCGGCAGAAAUAGAGAUCAAUUGUAUCAACAAAAUGCUGAUAGAUGAAGGUGUUGUUUUGCCUAUUAAAGAUUACUUCAACAAAACAAUCGCAGUUCGCGCUGCGGAAUUUAAGCAAGAAUUGCUAAAAACACAAUUAAUAUCGUGUGACGAAAAGAACGUGCAGUGGUUUAACAAAGAGACUUGUCAUAAAAUUAACUGCAAAAUAGAUGACUUGUUAUCAUCGUAUCAAAGUUUGUUGGAUCAGCCCUGCGACGUUAGCACAUCGAAAAGUGAUCAACCGGCAAGAGCAACCGAUUGGCUACCACCGGUUGAAAUAGAGGAAACAGUAUUUCACGCUAUAGGAACAAACGUGGACAACAAAUGUUCCGUAUACUUGUACCCCAUAAAGAAUAAUUUAAUCAAAUUAAUAGAGACUAAAUUGCAAACGUAUAUUGCGUCCAAAAAAAUCAAGAUAUACAAAAAUUGGAAAGUAGGAGACAUAUGUAUUGCAAGAUAUAAGGAUAAAAUGUGGUAUCGCGGCAAAAUACUCCGAGUGGUAAAACAAGCUAACGAUAAAAUCACAUUGCAAGUAUUAUUUGUUGACUAUGGAAAUGAAGAAGAAUGUGAACUCGAAAAUGUGAGUAGGGAUAUUACAAUGGAUCAUAUUCCUAUUCAGUGUACAAAAUGCGUCAUCAAAGGCCUGAGUCCGGAAUCCAUACAUGGAAACUGGACAAGGUUAGAUUUAGAUCGAGUGCACGUAGUUCUUGUUGAACAUGAAAUCAAAGUGUAUGUUAUGCAGCGGGAACCCACGCAUUUAGUCGUAUCGAUAAUGCUUAUAGAUCAACAGUGCGACCUCCUUAGAUUUCUCGAAAUUCAAAAAUCUCACCUUAAUAUGAAAAUCAAAAUCCAACCUCAGACUUGGGAUAACGCAAUAGCUUGCGAAGAGACAGAUUCGAUAUUAAAUUGCUCUGAUAACGCGGUCACUGACACCUUGGAGAAAUCUUCAUUGGAAUUAGAAAAGUCAGAUAUUAUGUUAAAAGAAAACGUAAUCAGUGGCAGUUUUAUAGAGAUGGAUUCCGCGUAUGACAAAAAUAUAGUAGAUAUCGACAUUAUAUCAAAUAUAUUUCCCAUGGACGACUGUGUGAUCUCCUCAACGCCACAGAAUCUAUCGGAAGAAAGUUUCUUGGGUGAAUACAAGCCAUUGAACAUUCCGUUAGAUACGGAAUAUAUCGAGGUGAUAUUACAUUUCAAUAAAAACCCCACUACCUCGUACGCACGUUUGGCGGAAAACAACGAUGACAUGUUCUCCGAUGUAUUACACAAUUACUAUAUGCAAUAUGAAAAUAUGAUGUUGGACAUACAAGAGAAUGCAUCUUCUCAGCCGUUAAUCGAGUCUUUUGAAGAUAAUACUUCAUGCAUAGCAAAAUUUACCGAUGAUCGAUGGUACAGAUGUACUAUCUUGCAAAAUCACGAAACCUCAGACACUCAGUUUAUAUUGCACUAUGUUGAUUAUGGUAAUAAUGAAUCUAAGAUACUGGAUCUUAAAUCAAAAAAUCAUGAUUUGCGCGUACCGAAAAAAGAAUGGGUAGAAUUGCCCACUAUGGUUAUAGAAUGUCAAUUUUGGAAUAUUGACUUUAUUUCUAACGAUAUUCACUUACUAGCAUCAAAGUUAGAUGAAAUAUAUAACAAAGCAGUAGUGGCUAGAGUUAAGGAAAUAAAUGGGGAUAGAUUGGUAGCAGAAAUAUACAAGGACAAAAUGUGCCAAGAACUUUUGUAUGCACACUUAAUUGACGAUGGUUUAUAUCAAUACAAGUCCAAAGAAGACUGAAGUACACACAUAAUUGACUGUGAUUUUUUAUGUUUAUUGCUAUUUUAUGUUUACAGCAUUUCCAUUUCCUUUUAUUUUUCUUUAUAAGCAGUAAGUUUUGUAGCAGUAAGUUUUAUAAUAAAAUUGAACAUUAGACAAACUACACUUAA